Molecule: messenger RNA, 1113 nt
Organism: Xenopus laevis (African clawed frog)
Lineage: Eukaryota; Metazoa; Chordata; Amphibia; Anura; Pipidae
Product: provisional ortholog of C-reactive protein L homeolog
Exons: 3
Coding region: 102-836 (244 amino acids)
Cellular component (GO): extracellular region
Source: RefSeq, a predicted model, not a curated record
GUCCAUAAAAGGAGAAGCCUGUGUUACUCUAAGCAGUUCUCUGGGAUUCCAGCAAGGAUACAGCCAUUCCUCCUCAUACAAGGUCAGCAUAUCAGAGGGACAUGGAGAUACAAAUCUUUUGCCUUUUGCUCUGUUAUGGAUCCAUGGCACAAGAAGACAUGGAUAGAAGUGUCUUCCUCUUCCCCAUGCAGUCUGCUGCUGAUUAUGUGGUUCUGACACCAAUGGUGACUGAGCCUUUACGCAAACUCACUGUGUGUUUGAGGAGCUACACAGAAGGCAGAAGAUAUGCCUUUUUUACCACGGACACACCAAACUCACAGAUCCACAAUUUUGUUUUCUUCCAGAUGCCAACAAGUAAUUGCAUAUCAAAUUGUCCUUCUUAUAUCUAUUUGAACAAUGCACACGCAUCCUUUAAUGUAAAGACAGACACUCUGGAGUGGAUACACAGGUGUGUGACCUGGGACUCUGAUACUGGAGUUCUACAGCUUUGGGUUAAUGGAAAAGUCUCCCCUCGAACAGUACUAAAAAAAGGCUUUUCAAUUGAUCUUCCGAACGGUAUAACCCUGGGUCAGAUGCGGAGGGCUAGUUAUGAGACUGGAUGGGAUUAUCAAACUUCAUUUCAUGGGGAAAUAAGUGACGUCCAUAUGUGGAAUGAGGUUUUGUCUCCUGAGACCAUAAGGCAGGUUCUGCUAAAUAAUAGGGAUAUCAAUGGGAAUGUCAUUAGCUGGAGGUCUCUGAAAUACACAAUUAAAGGAGAUGUCACUGUCCAACCCAAACUCCAGUGUAGAUAUGACAGUGAGUCUGCCAGCUCACACUAUCAGUGCUCUAUGGAUUAAUGGAAUUGAUAAAACAGGUAGAACAAUGGCUUUCCAACUAAUGAUUCUUCAAUGGGAACUCAGUCUUUCUCAUACACCUGGUCCAUCUGGUGUGUGUCAGUGGGGACUGCAUAAAUCAGGCUGGUAGCACUAUAACCUUUUUUAAAAAAAGACUCCCAGCAUCCCACCAGAUACUGCAAGGCUGUCCUUUGAUCAUACUUGAUGUUCUUAAAGGGAUCCUCUACCCAAAAACAGUUUUUGCACAACAGAUGAAAAUAUAAUUUUAAGCAACUUUGCA